Cynara cardunculus var. scolymus (artichoke) is the source of this 2860-nucleotide messenger RNA. Its product is annotated as probable xyloglucan glycosyltransferase 5. Gene Ontology annotation, cellular component: Golgi apparatus. The transcript has 5 exons. The record is from RefSeq and is a predicted model, not a curated record. Gene Ontology annotation, molecular function: glycosyltransferase activity. NCBI's taxonomy places the organism in Eukaryota, Viridiplantae, Streptophyta, Magnoliopsida, Asterales, Asteraceae. The coding region runs from base 334 to 2406 and encodes 690 amino acids.
UCACUUGAUUGUAGCCUUCUCUUUUUUGCUGUGUGAACAAGGAAGAAUUUCCUCAAACCUUUCUCUCCUUCAAACCCUUUUUACUUUGCCAUUUUUGAUGCAAAUGCAAGUCUUCGAAAUGGGGAUCCUUUGUCUCUUCAACAGUGGAUCUCUUUUGCUCUAGUUCUACAACUUCUUUCUCAAGUUGUCGUCUUUAUUGAUUUGUAAACUUAGCUGCUGAAAUGGGUUGUUGGAGUGAUUUCAUCUUUUGAAUUUUGAUCAUCUCUUUGUCAUUUUGAGGUUGUCUCUUCUUUUUCUUUUUGGUAUUAAAUCUUGCUUUGAGUUUGUCAACAUAUGGCACCAAAAGGGGAUUUUUUCCCAUGGUGGGCAAAGGAUACAAGGAAGGGAACUCCAGUGAUAGUAACUAUGGAAAAUGUUAACUAUUCUGUAGUAGAAAUUGAUGGCCCUGAUUCAGCAUUUAGGCCGAUAGACAAAGAUAGAGUGAAAAAUGCUAAGCAGUUUACAUGGGUUUUGAUUCUCAAGGCAAAUCGAGCUGUCGGUUGCCUUGCUUGGAUAGGUCAUAUCCUCUGGGUAUUACUUGGUGCCAUCAAGAAAAGGCUUUUCUUUAGGAGAGGGGUGGCUAUGGAGAGUGAGAAAUCUGGCAAGGGAAAAUUGCUGUUUAGAGUCAUCUUGGGUUUGUUAAUAACUUCUUUGGCAUUCUUGGCUUUUGAAGUGAUUGCUCAUUAUAUGAGAUGGCCUUAUUUCCAAGAACAUAAUUUGCACAUCCCACAAACUUUAGAGAUAAGGGGUUGGUUGCAUUUGAUAUAUGUUUCUUGGUUGGGUUUUCGAGCCGACUACAUUGCUCCUCUCAUUCUAGCUUUCUCUAAAUUCUGUGUUGUUCUCUUCCUGAUUCAGUCUUUAGACAGGAUGAUCCUUUGUCUAGGUUGCUUCUGGAUCAGAUACAAGAAUAUAAAGCCAACAAUCAAUGGGGAUCCGUUUAAUUUGGGCGAUUUGGAAGGCUCUAAAUACACCGUCCCUAUGGUUCUUGUUCAGAUUCCAAUGUGUAAUGAGAGAGAGGUAUACGAACAAUCAAUCUCAGCAGUGUGCCAACUUGAUUGGCCUAAAGAGCGGUUGCUGAUUCAAAUUCUUGAUGAUUCUGAUGAUGAGAGUAUUCAGUGGUUGAUUAAGGGAGAGGUGUCCAAGUGGAUGCAGAAGGGUGUCAAUAUUGUAUACAGGCAUCGACUAAUCAGAACUGGUUAUAAGGCCGGGAACUUGAAAUCUGCAAUGAGUUGUGAUUAUGUUAAGGAUUAUGAGUUUGUUGCAAUAUUUGAUGCUGAUUUCCAACCAAACCCAGAUUAUCUUAAGCUUACAGUUCCUCAUUUCAAGGACAACCCUGAACUAGGAUUAGUUCAGGCCAGAUGGGGUUUUGUGAACAAGGAUGAGAAUUUGCUGACACGCCUCCAAGACAUCAAUUUGUGUUUUCAUUUUGAGGUGGAACAACAGGUCAAUGGAGUCUUUCUGAAUUUCUUUGGUUUCAAUGGAACUGCUGGAGUUUGGAGAAUUAAAGCACUCGAGGAAUCGGGUGGUUGGCUUGAGCGCACAACCGUAGAAGACAUGGAUAUAGCUGUUCGUGCCCACCUCCAUGGUUGGAAAUUCAUCUAUCUUAAUGAUGUGAAGGUCCUCUGUGAGGUUCCGGAGUCUUAUGAAGCGUAUAAGAAACAGCAGCACCGUUGGCACUCUGGUCCCAUGCAACUCUUUCGUUUGUGUCUUCCAUCCAUAAUUACUUCCAAGAUAUCUAUUUGGAAGAAGGCGAACCUGAUAUUGCUGUUCUUUCUCCUCAGAAAGCUCAUCCUUCCAUUCUAUUCUUUCACAUUAUUUUGCAUUAUUCUUCCUUUGACCAUGUUUGUUCCUGAAGCUGAGCUUCCAGCCUGGGUUAUUUGCUAUGUACCUGUAUUCAUGUCAUUUUUGAGCAUUCUUCCAGCUCCUAAAUCUUUUCCCUUUAUUGCCCCUUACCUUCUGUUCGAGAACACAAUGUCUGUGACUAAAUUCAAUGCCAUGGUAUCUGGAUUAUUCCAGUUGGGGAGCUCAUACGAAUGGGUCGUCACCAAGAAGGCUGGUCGAGCCUCUGAGCCAGAUCUAUUAGCUGCAGCAGAGAGGGAAUUAUCUCCACAAUUACAUAGAGGAGCAUCUGAUAGUGGUCUCUCGGAGCUAAACAAACUCAAAGAACAUCAAGAAGCUGCUCCUAAAUCUCCAGCGAAGAAAACUAACAAGAUAUACAAGAAAGAGCUUGCACUGGCUUUCUUGUUGCUGACCGCAGCACUGAGGAGCUUGUUAUCAGCUCAUGGAGUGCACUUUUACUUCCUGCUGUUUCAGGGGGUGUCUUUCCUCCUUGUGGGUCUCGACCUAAUUGGCGAACAAGUGAGCUAAGGGAGGUAGAAAGCAAAUGAAAGGGGAACAUGUAGAUUGAACGAAAAGAUCCAAUAGCAAGAAUACAAGUUCAGAUGGUGUUUGAAGCACAUCAGACCAUGUUGCUGCUGGUGUAAGGCGACAAACGUGUCUUUCUGAAAAAAUCCCGACUCAAAUACAAUUGUUUUCCUGUUUUUCUGCCAUUCAUCAUUGGAUCAUUAUCCAGGGUCAUUUAUGUUGUGUAGCUGUGAUGGGUGUCUGUCAUUCACACAGUUUCCUGUUUACUUUGUUUGCAUUUGGUCUUUUUUACCAUUAUAUUAUUGAUUUGGUGGAUGUUUUUAGAUUAGCCAAUCUUUGUAUCUAAGGGACCAUGAGAAGUAGGCAUCUGUGGCAUGAUGAGGAUUUCCCACAUGUACAACUAUAUAUAUGUAAAUUUGCAUAAACCUUGUGAAAAAUCUGUGUUGUAUGUGAAGAA